AAGUUCCUCGUAGGCUCUUACCCUCUCGUCAACAUGUCUUCAUCGGAGGCCAAUAAUGGCCCGAGCCAAGCGCCACCUUAUCCAGGUGUACCGCCCUCAGGGAUACCUCCCCCAUUUAUGGGACCACCAGGAAUACCACCUCAUUUCCCUCCCAUUGGAAUGCCUCCUAUGGGACAGCGACCCCCCAGCAUGACUCCGAUGCCUCCUGGUAUUAUUCCCCCUGGUAUAAUGCCACCGAUGGGGGCACCUCCAAUGGGACAGAUGCCAGGCAUGAUGCCACCUAUGAUGCCAGGGAUGAUGAUGCCCCCUCGCAUGCCAGCUGCGGCUGUCCAACCAACGGGACCGCCCGGUGUUGAUCCCACAGCUGCUGCACCCGGAACAGCUAGUACAACAAAUGGAUCUCCACAGGAAGAACAGCCAAAGAAGAAGUCCCUGUGGACGGAACACAAAUCACUGGAUGGGAAGACCUAUUAUUACAAUACUGAGACCAAGCAAUCCACAUGGGAGAAACCGGAUGAACUCAAAUCUCCUGCAGAACAAAUGCUGUCUAAAUGUCCUUGGAAGGAGUACAAGUCAGACACAGGGAAGCCUUAUUAUUACAAUUCUCAGACGAAGGAGUCCAGAUGGACCAAACCCAAAGAGCUGGAGGAUCUGGAAGCUAUGAUCAAAGCAGAGGAGAAUGGAACGGCAGAGGCAACGGCCCCGGGCACCACCACAGCUCCUGCAGUGCAAGCAGAUAACACAGCCACUAUGGCGACCGUAGUGGAGGCGGAAACUGCAACAGCAGUCUCAGAGGAACACCUGUCCCAGGCGGCUGCGCAUCACACAGCUGAGGUCAAGACUGCAGAUGCACCUGUGGCUUCCUCAGAGAGCUCAGCUGCCACAGAAGCCACAGCCAGCGUUGAAGUCACAAAGGAAGAACGGCCAGAACUUCAGAAGAAAACUUACAAAUGGAACACGAAAGAAGAGGCCAAGCAGGCCUUCAAAGAGCUGCUGAAGGAGAAGGGUGUGUCCUCAAACUCCUCAUGGGAACAGGCUAUGAAAAUGAUUAUCAAUGAUCCUCGCUACAGCGCGCUUCCCAAACUGAGUGAGAAGAAGCAGGCGUUUAAUGCCUACAAGGUCCAGACAGAGAAAGAAGAAAAGGAGGAGGCCAGAAUUAAAUACAAGGAGUCCAAAGAAACCUUUCAGAGGUUCUUGGAGAACCAUGAGAAAAUGACGUCCACCACCAGAUACAAGAAAGCAGAACAAAUGUUUGCAGAGCUCGAGGUGUGGAGCUGCGUUCCAGAGAGAGACAGGCUGGAGAUCUAUGAAGAUGUGCUGUUCUACCUCGCUAAGAAAGAGAAGGAGCAAGCCAAGCAGCUAAGGAAGAGGAACUGGGAAGCUCUGAAGAACAUUCUGGACAACAUGGCCAACGUCACCUACCGCACCACCUGGUCUGAGGCCCAGCAGUACCUGCUAGACAACCCCACCUUUGCAGAAGAUGAGGAACUGCAGAAUAUGGACAAGGAGGAUGCCCUGAUUUGUUUUGAGGAGCACAUCAGGGCACUGGAGAAGGAGGAGGAGGAAGAGAAACAGAAGACUCUUCUGAGGGAGAGGAGACGACAACGCAAGAACAGAGAAGCCUUCCAGAAAUUUCUGGAUGAGCUCCACGACCACGGCCAGCUUCACUCCAUGUCUGCCUGGAUGGAGAUGUACCCAACCCUCAGCUCAGACAUCCGCUUUGCCAACAUGCUGGGCCAGCCGGGUUCCACUCCCUUGGAUCUGUUUAAAUUCUACGUGGAAGAUUUGAAGGCUCGCUACCAUGAUGAAAAAAGGAUCAUCAAAGAUAUUCUUAAGGACAAAGGUUUCCUGGUUGAAGUCAACACCAGCUUUGAUGACUUUGGAUCCGUCAUCAGCUCAGACAAGAGAGCCACUACACUGGAUGCAGGAAACAUUAAGCUAGCCUUCAACAGUUUGCUGGAGAAGGCUGAAGCCAGAGAGAGGGAGCGAGAGAAGGAGGAGGCCAGGAAGAUGAAAAGGAAAGAAGCAGCCUUCAAGAACAUGCUGAAACAGGCCACACCACCACUGGAGCCGGAGGCUACAUGGGAGGGAGUAAGAGAGAGAUUCUUAAAAGAAUCUGCCUUUGAAGACGUGACUCUGGAGUCAGAGAGGAAAAGGAUAUUCAAAGACUUCAUGCAUGUCUUAGAGCACGAGUGCCAACAUCACCACUCUAAGACAAAGAAGCACUCCAAAAAGUCCAAGAAGCACCACAGGAAGCGUUCCCGCUCUCGAUCGGGAUCAGAGUCUGAGGAUGAGGAAUACCACAAGAAGAAGAAGAGGUCGCAGUCCAAAUCCCCCUCUGAACGCUCCUCGAGUGGAGAAUCUGAGAGAAGCUAUAAGAAAUCCAAGAAGCACAAGAAGAAGGGCAAGAAGAGACGCCACAAGUCUGCAUCACCAGAUUCUGACAAUGAGAAGAAAGGAAGAGAGCGUGAUGGAAAGCGAGAAAAAGACCUAGAGAAAGAUAGAGAUAACGACAAGUCUCGGGGGAAAUCUCGCUCCGACUCUAAACAGAAGUCUCCUAAAAGGAAAGCUGCCAAAGAGGAGGGUGGCUGGGAUACAUCAGGCAGCGAGCUGAGUGAAGGAGAGCUGGAGAAAAGGAGAAGAACUUUACUGGAACAGCUGGAUGCACCUUGAUGAUCACACCUCUGCUGCCCUUCUGUUGUACUGGUACACCUCUACAAACAUGCAUUCCCCUUCAGGCUCAUCUGACUGCAUGGGUCAUACCAUUCUGGACAGACUGUGAGAUAACGCCUUCACUGCUAUUUUAUGGGAAUAGGCUACACUGAACUUGCACACUUAUUUGGUAAAUAAUUUGAUAUCAGUAACAGCUGAUCAGUCGUUAAAUGUCAGGUUGUUCUUUUGUUGCCUUUGUUAGCUUUAAGAUUUUUUUUUUUUUUUUUUUUUUAGUUGACUGUAGUUGUACGUUUUCCAUCACAAUCAUUUUUAUAUUCAAUUAAAAGCAUAUCUCAGUGUCCGACUGACUAUCUUUCACCUGGAAAUGUAGCAAGAAAACGGGCACAUGUCCACAAAUAACAGGAAAUACUUCAGAUUUGAUCCAACUUAACUGCAGCUGUGUUCUCAAGAAAUGAUCCGAAAAGGUUUCAAUUGCGGCAUUUUGUCAAAAUUGAUGUAUUGUAGUUAAAUGUAAUAAAAUUGCUUCAAAGAAUGACCCAUGGUCUGUAACUGGAUACUUGUGUUCAGUACGGCAGAAGUGACAGAUUCUCUUAUUUACUCCCGUAAUUUCUUAUAUUUAUGAGACAGGCAUACCAACUACCAAACCCUUCAAAAUGUCUGCAGUAUUCCCCUAAUGUGGCCAAAUAAUGGAUCCCGUCCACCAUAAGAACAUUCUGUUCAAACAGAUGUAAAAACUUAACCAACAGAAUGUUCUCUGUCAAUUCUCAGCCAGUUUCAAGUCGUGAACAAAACGAAAAAGCGAUUCAAGGUAAACAAUUCUAUAAUCAAUGUAAAUAGUUUAUUUGAUCAUAUUUGUUGAAAAUCUCAUAUCACCUAAUUUUAAAAAAGCUUGUUAUUUUGUAAUAAGCACAAACUGCCUAAAAUACAUUUCUGGUGAAAGUAAAAACAAAA
This is a messenger RNA of Toxotes jaculatrix (banded archerfish), 3624 nucleotides long. It is a transcript of the gene prpf40a, whose product is annotated as PRP40 pre-mRNA processing factor 40 homolog A. Gene Ontology annotation, biological process: mRNA cis splicing, via spliceosome. Bases 34 to 2673 code for a protein of 879 amino acids. The record is from RefSeq and is a predicted model, not a curated record. NCBI's taxonomy places the organism in Eukaryota, Metazoa, Chordata, Actinopteri, Toxotidae. The transcript is spliced from 27 exons. Gene Ontology annotation, molecular function: RNA binding; protein binding. Gene Ontology annotation, cellular component: U1 snRNP; U2-type prespliceosome.